This is a messenger RNA of Neoarius graeffei (lesser salmon catfish), 1145 nucleotides long. RefSeq names its product ABRA C-terminal like (gene abracl). The transcript is spliced from 3 exons. The record is from RefSeq and is a predicted model, not a curated record. Lineage: Eukaryota; Metazoa; Chordata; Actinopteri; Siluriformes; Ariidae. Bases 43 to 366 code for a protein of 107 amino acids. Gene Ontology annotation, biological process: regulation of actin filament-based process.
UGGGUGUGACGUCACCACCAGCUACAGACUCUCUGGAGCUCCAUGUAUGGUGUUUCUCACUGUCCCUCCCGGAGUCUCAGCAGCGGCAGCCAGCGGUGUCUCCUGCUCGUGGGAAUUAAAAUGAACGUGGAUCAUGAAGUCACACUCCUCGUGAAUGAAAUUCACAGACUUGGCAGCAAAAAUGCAGAUGGAAAAAUCAGCGUCAAAUUCGGUGUCCUGUUCAACGAUGACAAGUGCGCCAACCUCUUCGAGGCACUCGUCGGGACACUGAAAGCAGCCAAGCGAAAGAAGGUCAUCACGUUUCAGGGCGAACUCCUACUGCAAGGAGUUCAUGACAAUGUUGAUGUUAUACUACUGCAGGAAUGAACUGAGAAACUGUCCUUUAGUUAAGUAAGACCAUUUCAGCUUGGAGAGCUCAGUUCUACAGUGAGUACAUACUAGGGUGCAUCAGUUGCCCUCACUUUCAUAAAAUCUGAUGCAUUUUUGUUUGGGCGUUCCUUUUCACCAAUAAAGACAUCCUGUAAAAUUUUUGGACCAUAUUCAAAAGUCUAAUGGUGGCACCAUGAGGUUCAUUUUUUUUUUUGCCAAAAAACGCUUAUUUUAUGUUUUCGCGUAAGGUUUGAAUCACAAUGUUGGACUCCAUUUACUGAUUUCUUGUGAGCCAGAGAUCAUGUUAAGAACCUUUGCAAGGGAUUGAGAAGCAUUAAUGUGAUUCAUAAUACAUUUGUAUUGUUUAAAAGUAGUUGAACAAUGAUUCAGUGAACAGCUAAAACUCAAACUGUGCUUGAUAAUAUAUUUAGAAUAUGUACUAAAAAUGUAUAUCUAAGAUAUUUGGUAUACUCUAUAAGGUGCCAUAAUGUUUCAUGAAAAGUGAUCGAAAUUUUGUCAUAAAAGUCAUAAAAUAGCAGCUUUUUCCAGAACUUUGAGCUCCUGGUGCCACCAUUAAACUUUAGAAUUUUGUCAAAAUAUUUCACCCAGUGGGCGGCACGGUGGUGUAGUGGUUAGCACUGUCGCCUCACAGCAAGAAGGUCCGGGUUCGAGCCCUGUGGCCAGCGAGGGCCUUUCUGUGCGGAGUUUGCAUGUUCUCCCCGUGUCCGCGUGGGUUUCCUCCGGGUGCUCCGGUUUCCCCCACAGUCCAAAGACAU